This is a messenger RNA of Parascedosporium putredinis, 1248 nucleotides long. The record is from the annotation of a GenBank genome assembly. NCBI's taxonomy places the organism in Eukaryota, Fungi, Ascomycota, Sordariomycetes, Microascales, Microascaceae.
AUGGCCGCGACUGCUGCCGCGAAGCGGCCCUUUGACCCCGAGGACUUGACUCAGCGUCUCAUGGAGGUCAUGGCCGAGCGAGAGGCUGACGAGGCAGCCCGCCAGAGGGCCCGCCAUGUCAUCGUGUUUAGCCCUCCCCAACAGCAGCCGCCCGCGCCUUCCGCCACCUCAUCCUCCUCCCUCACCUUCGACAUGGCUGGCAGCAACAGCGUCAACGUCGAGAGCAACCCCCGCCAGCUCCCCGACCUUAUCGAGUCCGAAGAGCCCGAGACCUCGGACGACAAUAACUCUACCAAGACCAAGGAACCAGGAAACGACAAUGCCUCUUCCUCCUCGGGGGAUCCAAUUCCAGCUGCACCCGCGCGAGAAAAGCUCGUUCCCUACAAAUCGGAUCCGGCUUCGAAAACUUUACGUACAGGCUCCUCGCGCCGCGCAUCCGUCAACGUGGCGAGCAUCUCCCACAUCAAGAGCCCCGCCUCCCGCACCGGCGCCACCUCGUCCAAGCGCGCCUCGACCGACUUCCACUACGUGCCUCAACACGCCGCCGCCCAGUUUGCCGCCACCGCUACGCCGAGCAGCAUGCUCAAGGACCCCGCCGCCCGCGAGCAGUCACGCCGCGCCUCCAUGCAGGUCCUCUGCGAGCCCGAGCAGCCAGCCCAACCGACGAGCACACUCAACUCCAGGCGCCGCUCCUCGGCCUGGGCCUCGCAGGGGGCUGGGACGGUGUCCAGGAACCCACCAUUUUCGAAUCCACGCCCAUCGCGGCCGGAGGUUCCGGCGCCACGGGCGGACCAUGAUGGAGGCCCCUCCCCGACGCAUGUCGGCGCAGGAUGCUCCCUAUCUAGCCGUCGCAUGAGCGCCGGCGACCUCUUUGAUGCGAGGGCCAACCCAAGAGCUGGCGUGGAGACGGAGCUCCCCAUCGGGGAGUCGCAAAAGCCUAGCAAGCGUACCUCUUCGGGCCUCAACUAUUUCGAGGUCCUCAAGGACCACCAAGUCGACUGGACGCAGGCCGACGAGGGCGUGGCCAAGGAGCGCAGGUCGAGCAGGUUUUUGCGCAAGCUAGGCCUCGGCCGCAAGUACUCGCACGACCACAGCGAAGACGGCUCUGAGGAGGCAAGCGAGGCCAGCCGCACAGGCUCGGCGACUCUAGCAGCCCCCGACGGCGCAAUCUCGCCGCUCAAGUCGCCCAAGUCGCCGCGCUUCAAGGCCUUGUGGCGAUUUCGGAGCUCUCACGCAAAAGAGGAUUAG